AUGGCAAGACUCUUUGCGCCCCUGCGCCGCGUCUGCACUCGAGCAUAUAGCAGCGGAACACUAGGUUCAAAGCCCUUCGUUUUUCAAGAGGGAGACAGAGUCAUUAUCAAUUCCAAAAACCCCGUCUUAACCAAACCGCUGAAGAAGGACGACCAGACAACAGUAGCCAAUGGCACCCUAAAACAUGACGAUAUUAUUGGAAAACAAUCCCGAGAUGCUGUAAGGACUACAAAAGGCUCCUUGUUAAGGGUAACCCAGCCCACACUUGAAGACUAUAUUGUCCUCUCUCCACGUCAUGUCACUCCUGUUUAUCCCGCAGACGCAAAUUUAAUAGUAUCGUACUUGGAUAUCCAUGCCGUGCCCUCGGCUAGCGAAGAGGAACGAGAUGAGCCUCUGGAGAUACUCGAAGCGGGAACGGGCCAUGGAUCAUUGACAUUGCACCUAGCCCGAGCUAUAAAUGCGGCAAACACCCGGCCACCCACCCGCCCCCGCCGCUCUCAAUGCCACAUUCUCGAGCAACCAGAAACCAAGAAAACUGGCAUAAAGAAGGAGAAGAGGGAAAGCGAGGUUCCGGCUGAGGAUGCGGAGAUCCAGCGGAAAUGGGAUGCGUGGUGUGCUCAGCGCAACGCCGUUGUCCAUACCGUAGAUGUAUCUCCCGUUUACUCCAAGCACGCUGAGAAUAUCGUCCGCGGAUUUCGCCGGGGAAUAUACGUAGGGAACGUCGACUUCUACGUUUCUAGAGUUGAACACUGGGUCAAGGAACAGGCAGCUCGCCGUUCAGCCAAAGAUGGGACUCUGGAUCCGUUCCUAUCACAUGUCAUCCUUGACAUGCCCUCUGCACACCUGCGAAUUCCCCAUGUCACCCCAGUCAUGAGAGAUGAUGCGGUUUUGCUCAUUUUCAUGCCGAAUGUAACACAGCUUGCAGAGUGCGUGGAUAUUAUACAAAGGCAGAAUUUGCCAUUUUUUCAGGAAAAGAUCGUCGAGUUGGGUACUGGAAUUAGCAACGGAAGGCUCUGGGAUAUCCGUAUAACCACGAAGAGAAAAAGGAGUAACUGCUUAGAGGAGGAAGAAAUGGCAAACGAACCUCCGCAUGAGAUGUCCGAAGAUCCCACUGAUGGUGCGGUAGAGGAGACUAUCAUCCCUGUCGCCCAAAGGGAUAAGAAAGGAGAGCAGGUGCUUGUUUGCAGACCCCAGGCUGGCAGAAGAAUAGCCGGUGGUGGUUUUGUGGGUGUAUGGCGAAAGAAAAAAAAAAAAAGAAACCUUAGGUAG
Paracoccidioides brasiliensis Pb18 is the source of this 1269-nucleotide messenger RNA. RefSeq lists its product as uncharacterized. Gene Ontology annotation, biological process: tRNA methylation. The record is from RefSeq and is a predicted model, not a curated record. Gene Ontology annotation, cellular component: tRNA (m1A) methyltransferase complex. Bases 1 to 1269 code for a protein of 422 amino acids. The transcript is spliced from 4 exons.